This is a messenger RNA of Caenorhabditis remanei, 624 nucleotides long. RefSeq lists its product as uncharacterized. The transcript is spliced from 4 exons. The record is from RefSeq and is a predicted model, not a curated record. The coding region runs from base 1 to 624 and encodes 207 amino acids. Lineage: Eukaryota; Metazoa; Nematoda; Chromadorea; Rhabditida; Rhabditidae.
AUGUCGGAUGCGGAUUCAAAAAUCAUGAAGAAGUUGUUAAGAAAUUCGUAUUACGACUUAAUGGAGAAAAGUGUAUUAAGCAGUGAUGACGCCGCAGAGGCAAUCGCUGAGCACUGUGUAUAUUAUGCUGAUAAGUGUGACAAAGCCGCUCAGGCAGUUUACGAUUAUUGUGUGAAAAUGAAAAGAAUUAAUUGCGACACAUUGAUUCCUGAGGGUCUCGAGAAGCACUGCAAGGACCAUCCUGGAUCACCACCGUGUACAUGGUCGAUUCCCACCAGUACUUUAAGUACAACAACAACAACUACGACUCCAUCUACCACCACCAACCACAUCUCUACCAGUGCGAGUAAUAUUCCGUUGAUCAUCGGAGUAGUUAUUGCUACUUCUGUUGUCUUCGCUAUUGGUAUUACUUUGUUUUUCUGCUGCCGAAAAAGGAAGGACCCGUCUUAUGGAGGAGGAUCAAAGGGAACUACUCAAACUGCCGUUGUGUCAAGAAAAACUAAAAAAGGCACAACCACUGAAACGACUGGAACUAGAACCACAGAGAAGUCAAAAACUGGAAAGAAAGCCAAGAAGGGCAAGAAAACCAAGAAGACAACAACGACUGCUUCGUCUGGUUAUUGA